AUGAUAGAAGCCUACCGGGUGUACACCCCAUUAGACCCACAGGCCCCUGAGAACAGGCGGCUUCUGAACAUUGCCUUUGUGACCCAGGCAGCUCCUGAUAUUAGAAAGAAAUUACAAAAGAUUGAAGGAUUUGAAGGAGAGAAUAUUAGCAAGCUCGUAGAAAUUGCUCAGAAAGUGGGCAAAUUCAGAAGGCAACCACAAAAAAUUAUAGGGGCAACGGGUAAGGGUGAGGCAUACCCCUGGACGGCGGCCAGAAUCACCGAUCUGGGGCAAGGGACCAUCACUCACUCCUUCCUAGUCAUUCCAGAAUGUCCGUUCCCGUUGCUCGGGAGGGAUUUGCUGCAGAAGCUCCACGCCACUAUAAGCUUCGAGCCAGAAGGAACAUCGGAGGAGACCCGCAUGAAGGUGACGGUUCCCCUAUCCGAAGAAUAUCUGCUGGCGGUGCUUCCGGUGCGGACGCAGGUACCAGGGGUAUGGGCAGAGACAAACCCGCCCGGGUUGGCUGCUCACCAACCGCCGGUACUGGUUCAGCUGACCAGUGCGGCCCAGCCGGUCCGAAUUAGACAGUAUCCCGUCCCAGCAAAGGCCAGACAGGGGAUUGCGGGGCACCUGCGACGGCUACUAGAAGCAGGUAUAUUGAGAAAGUGCCAGUCGGCAUGGAACACCCCCCUUCUCCCUGUCCAAAAGCCUGGGACCCAAGACUACCGACCGGUCCAGGACCUACGGGAAGUAAACACCCGGGUUGAAACAAUACACCCCACUGUGCCAAACCCAUAUACCCUCCUGAGCUCGUUGCCCCCAACACAUACCCACUAUUCUGUUUUGGACUUGAAAGAUGCCUUCUUCUGCAUACCCUUAGCCCCCCAGAGUCAGGAAAUAUUUGCUUUCGAAUGGAAUGACCCCGACAAUGGACUAAUAGGACAGUUUACCUGGACCCAGUUGCCCCAAGGGUUCAAGAAUUCACCAACCAUUUUCAAUGAGGCCCUGGGUAAAGAUCUCCAAGAGUUUCGGAGGACCCACCCGGCGAUAGUCCUCCUCCAGUACGUGGAUGACAUCCUGGUGGCGGCUCAGACACAAGAGGAGUGUGAGACCGCCACACUGGACCUGCUCCAGGACCUCAAGAGGAUGGGCUACCGGGUGUCAGCCAAGAAGGCCCAAAUUGCAACCCAAACCGUGAGUUACCUGGGAUAUGACUUGAGAAAGGGACUGAGGGCCUUGUCAGACCAACGGAUCCAGACGGUCCUGCAGAUCCCGGAACCAACCACCAAAAGGCAAGUACGAGAAUUCCUGGGGGCUGUAGGCUAUUGCAGGUUGUGGAUAUUGGGUUUUGCAAACAUAGCAAGACCCCUGCAUGACCUAACCAGAGGUAGGGAGGACUCCUUUACAUGGACAGAGGAAGGAAGACAAGCCUUCCUGGCCUUGAAGGAGGCCUUAGUAUCAGCUCCAGCCCUAGCCCUGCCUGAUCUAACCAAGCCCUUCCAACUAUAUGUCGCUGAGAAGGAGGGUACAGCCCUAGGUGUACUGAGUCAGACUCUAGGCCCAUGGAAAAGGCCUGUAGCCUACUUGUCAAAGAAACUGGAUCCUGUGGCGUCAGGAUGGCCGGCCUGCUUAAGGGCUAUUGCAGCCACGCCCCUACUAGUUAAGGAAGCAGGCAAGUUGACCCUGGGGCAGGACAUCCAGGUCAUAGGAGAGCAUUACACCGAACAGGUCCUACGGUCCCCUCCAGACCGGUGGCUGUCUAAUGCGCGGCUGACACAGUAUCAGGCACAGCUGCUGAACCCUCCGGCGGUACAAUUCCUCAAGACUACUGCCCUGAAUCCCGCCACCCUGCUGCCAGUACCAGACUCCACUGUGGUCCACAGUUGUAAGCAAGUCCUCGACACAAUAACUGGCUCCCGCCCAGACUUUACAGUUUGCAAGAUCCUGGUGAGAGAGAUUAUACCCAGAGAUGGGAUACCUAUAGCCAUAGGAUCUGAUAAUGGUCCAGCAUUUAUAUCUAGAAUCUCACAAGAACUAGCAGAUAGAUUAGGUAUCAAUUGGAAACUCCAUUGUAUUUAUAGACCUCAGAGUUCAGGGCAAGUAGAAAGAAUAAAUAGAACGCUAAAAGAAACCUUGAUAAAGUUAAGAGAAGAGACCGGCGAAAAUUGGGUAGAGCUUAUCCCUUUCGCCCUCUUUCGGGUAAGAUGUACCCCCUAUAUUAAGGGUUGGGCACCUUUUGAAAUAUUAUAUGGACAGCCAGUGCCUUUGAUCCCUAAGCUGACCACAGAAGAGAUAGAAGUUACUAACUAUAACUUCCUCAAGUCCUUACAGGCACUGCAAGAGAUCCGGAGUGAAGUGUGUGCCUUCCAACAAGCCCAACGCCUGGAAUCAGAAGGAAAACAGAAAGAGAAGUCCGAACAGCCGGAGCCUGGACAGUGGGUAUGGAUCCUUAAUCAUCGGAGGGGAAACCUGGAACCUCGCUGGACAGGACCAUAUCAGGUACUGUUGAGCACACUCUCCGCUGUACGAGUAGCGGAGAAACCCUACUGGAUCCACCUGUCCCACAUUAAGGCAGCCCGACCGCCUGAAGAAGAAGAACCACGAACAUGGCGAGUCCGUCGGGACCCAGACAAACUUUUAAAACUCUCUUUAUCACGUAUUUGAGACUCCUGACUAUUUAUAGUGCCCUAAGCCAUAGCCUGUUGGAGCAGGUAUUUCCUUACUUUAACAGCACCCAGCCUAACAUAACUGAGUCUUGCUGGCUUUGCCUCAGCCCUCGACCCCCGUUCUAUGUAGGUUUAGGGGUCAAUAUCACCGGCGAACGGCCCAGAGCAGAACCCCUUCCCACGAGCGGCCCGGUAAGCAGCUUGCAACAGUGUGAGUUUGAAAGUACCCUUACAUUAGCUGAGUUCCAUGGGCAAGGCACUUGUUACUUGCUAGCGAACUAUACCCUGGCCUCGAACUACAGCGAUUAUUGCCUCAACCAGGUGUAUCUGCCGGCGGAUCCUAGCAAUUUAACUAUCACAGUAGCUCCAGAAGGAGUAUGGUUUGUCUGCACUCAAGGUAUCUUUAAGUGCCUAAUACCUAUUAACCCUGAGCUUUGUGUUAGUGCUUACAUCAUUCCCCAAGUAUACCUAUAUGGAGGAAACCCAGAUUUUCUGAUACAAGUCCCCUCCCGAGUCAAGCGAGUCCCAUUGUUGAUUCCCAUCGUGGCCACCAUCGGAGUCAUAGGGUCA
Messenger RNA from Phyllostomus hastatus (greater spear-nosed bat), 3215 nucleotides. RefSeq lists its product as uncharacterized. The record is from RefSeq and is a predicted model, not a curated record. Gene Ontology annotation, molecular function: aspartic-type endopeptidase activity; nucleic acid binding. NCBI's taxonomy places the organism in Eukaryota, Metazoa, Chordata, Mammalia, Chiroptera, Phyllostomidae. Gene Ontology annotation, biological process: DNA integration; proteolysis; virion assembly.